AUGUAUCAACAGAUAUAUUAUGGGAAUAAUGCAAGAUCUAUAGAAAAUUUACCAAAUCCUUUACAAAUUCAUCAACAAUUUCCUCAUCCUAAUCAUCAUCCCCAUCCACAUCCUCAUCAACAAUUGGGUUCAUUUCAAUAUUUUUCAUUAAAUAAUCCUCCACCACCACCACAAAUUCAUCAACACCAACAACACCAAAACCAUCAAUAUCAAUAUCCUCAAACUUCUUCUCCUAGAAUGGGAAGAUCUAGAAAAUCUUCAAGAUUAACUUCAUCUACUUCAUUAUUAUCAAAUGAUUCAAAUAAUUCAAUUAAAAAUGAAAUAAUUGAUAAUACUAUAGAUCAAAUUACUGCUUCAAGAACUAUAUUAAUUAAAAAUUUAUCACAAGAAGUUACAUUUAAUGAAUUAUUAAAUCAAAUAAAUCAUGGACCUAUUGAAAAAAUUGGAUUAAAAAAAGAAAUUAAUAAUUCAAAUGAAAAUUGUUUUAUAUCAUUUGUAAAUUCUAAAAUUUCUUCACUGUUUUAUUCAAAAUAUAAUAAUAAUAAUAAUAAUGAUAAUAAUGAAAAUAAUGAAAAUAAUGUAAACGAUGAAUUGAAAAAACUAAGAGAAGUUUUAAAAUCAAAAAAUUUACAAAUUUCAAUGAGUGAAUAUAAUGAGCCAAAAAUUAAUAAUCAUAAUAAUAAUCUUUCACCAUUUGAUAAUAUAAAAUUAAAAGUUUUAAAUUAUAUAUUAGAAUUUCAAGCAACAAGAUGUUUAAAAUUAAAUUUUAAAAUUAAAAAUAUUUUACCUGAUGAUAUUUCAACUGAUGAUAGACUUAAUCAAAUACAACAAUUUAUAGUUAAUCAAUGUGAAAAAUUUGGUGAUAUUGAAGAUUUUCAAAUUAAAUUAGAUAAAGAAGAAGAAGAGUUGAAAGAGGAAGAAAAGGAAAUUGAGUCAUCUAAAGAAGAACAAAAUGAAGUUGAGGAAAAAGAUACUAAACACGAAAAAGAAGACCAAAAUUUAUCUGAAGAAGCUGAAGAGGAAAAAGAAAUUAAAUAUAUUAAUGGGGAAGUUAUUGUACAUUUUACAUCAAUUGAGUCAGCUAUAACUGGUUACGAAAAUUAUUCAAGACGAAUUUACCAUGAUUUAAAAAAACUAACUAAUAAUAAAGAAUCCAUAAGAAAAAGAUCAAGUACUUCAAAAGAUAUUAAUGAUAUAAACUCCAAAUUCAAUAUUACAUUUACUGCUAUAAGUUUUAAUAAAGAUAGAUGUGAUCAAACUAUUGUACAUGAAAACUCUACCAACUCAAAUAUUUCAAAAUUCUCGGCAAAUUCAAAUGAUCUAAUAAAUAACAAUGAAGUUGAUGAAUAUGAAUUUGAAUCUGAAAAUUCAACCAUAAGUGAUGAAGGUUAUUCCAUGUUAUCAUCAAGUUCAAGAUUUAGUCAAGUUCAACCAGUACAAUUAAUACCAUAUAUAAAUUAUAAUAAUAUUGAACCUUCAAAUAAUAAUAGAUCAUUAUAUCUUGGAAAUUUACACCCAAGUACAACAAUUGAAGAAAUUGCAAAUAAUGUACGUGCAGGCGGAUUAGUUGAAUCUAUAAAUUAUUUCCCGGAAAAGAAAAUGUGUUUUAUAACUUUUAUUGAUGCAGCUAUUGCUUACAAAUUUUAUAAAACUCAUCAACAAUUACAUCAAUUGGUUAUUCAUGGUUGUGAUAUAACUGUUGGUUGGGCAAAACAACAUAGUGGUCCAUUAAGUAGAGAUAUUGCAUUAGCUGUUACGGCAGGUGCUUCAAGAAAUGUAUAUAUUGGUAUUAAAAAUAAUAAAGAUUCUGAACUGCCAAAACCUUUAAUACCAACUGAAGAAGAAUUAAGAAAAGAUUUUUCAAAUUUAGGUUCAUUAGAACAAAUUAAUUUUUUUCAUAAUAAUGAUUGUGCAUUUUUAAAUUUUAUUAAUAUAAAAUCAGCAAUUGCUUUAAUAAAUAUUUUCAAUUUAGAAGAAAAAGAUUCAAUUUUCAAAUUAAAUAAAUUUUUCAACAAUCCAACAAAAGCUGAAGAAUUUUAUGGAAAAUAUAAAAAAUUUAAAAUUAGUUUUGCAAAAGAUAGAUGUGCAUCAGUUGCGAAAUACCUGUUUUUAAAAUCAAGUGGAAAUGCAGGAUCAACUUAUAAAUUGUAUAAAGAUCAAUUACAUGCAAGUGUUAAAAAGAAUGGUAAAUAUCACAAAAAUAAACAUCCACAACAACAAGAUAUGAAACCUGAUGAUGCUAUGAUUAAUGAUGAAGCAGCUAUGGUUUUUGGUAUAAUUAAAGAUUUAGAAAAUAAUAAAAUACAAGCUGAAGAAGCAAAUGGUAAACAUGAAACCGAAAAUGGUGAAUUAAAAAAUUCAACUGAAGGUACUGAACCUGCAAAAAAUGGGGAAAUACAUAAAGAAGACCAAAUUGAAGAAGAAGAUGAAGGAGAAAGUGAUGAUGAUGACGAUGAUGAUGAUGUUUCAAUUAUAAUUGGAUCUGUUGAAACUACUUCAACAAAUAAUACAACCACCACUGGAAAACAAAAUGGUCACACAAACAACAACCACUCCAACAACAAAACAAAAUCAAAUAAACCACCAUUUAGGUAUCAAAAAGUAUAUCACAACCAAGAUAAUUCAUUCUCACAACGAAAAUUCUCAAGAAAUUCAUCAAAUAUUUCAAUAAAUAGUUCAAUAAGAUACAACAAUAAUGAUUCAUUUGGUCAUCAACAACAACAUUCAAUCCCGCAAUCUCCUUAUAUGCAACCACAACCAGUUUAUUUCUUACCACCAUUAAGUCGUACAAGUUCAGCUAGUAGUUUUAGAUCAAGUCAAAAAUAUCAACCUUCACCAAAUCCAAAUAUUCAUGCACAACCAGUAUUUGUACAACAACCACCUAUGGUAAUACCAUCUCAACCACAAUCUCAACCUUUUUAUUCCCCCAAUCCAAAUAUGCAUCAAUUUCAACCACCACCAACAGCACAAUUUACAAAUGGUAAUCAACAAAUAAGAUAUGUAUCUGUUGUACAAUCACCACAAAUUAUGCAAUUACCAUUACCUUCGCCACAAUUUGUUGGUCAUAAAACUCCUUUCACUACAUCUGGUCUGCAAGUAAUGGCUCAAUACUUAGCUAAUGCUCAACAACAAGAAGCUAUUUAUGAACAUGAAAAUAUUAAUAAUAAUAACGGAAACGGUAAUGGUGGGUAUUUUUAUGGUAAUCAUAAUGGUAAUGGAUCAAGUAAUAAUCAUCAUGAGUUUGGAAAUAGACGUGGUGGUAAUCGUAAUAGAAAAUCAUCUUAG
Messenger RNA from Lodderomyces jiufengensis, 3285 nucleotides. RefSeq lists its product as uncharacterized. Gene Ontology annotation, cellular component: cytoplasmic stress granule. The record is from RefSeq and is a predicted model, not a curated record. The transcript has a single exon. Gene Ontology annotation, molecular function: mRNA binding. NCBI's taxonomy places the organism in Eukaryota, Fungi, Ascomycota, Pichiomycetes, Serinales, Debaryomycetaceae. The coding region runs from base 1 to 3285 and encodes 1094 amino acids.